Molecule: messenger RNA, 846 nt
Organism: Procambarus clarkii (red swamp crayfish)
Lineage: Eukaryota; Metazoa; Arthropoda; Malacostraca; Decapoda; Cambaridae
Source: RefSeq, a predicted model, not a curated record
AUGCCCUCAGGACGCUCCCAGGACGCCCCCAGGACGCCCUCAGGACGCUCCCAGGACGCCCUCAGCUCCCCCCCCCCCGCAGAACGCUCCCAGGAUGCCCUCAGGACGCCCUUAGGACGCCCUCAGGACGCUCCCAGGACGCUCCCAGGACGCCCUCAGGACGCACCCCAGAACGCCCUCAGAACGCUCCCAGAACGCCAGCAGGACGCCCCCAGGACGCCCCCAGGACGCCCUGCAUAUUCUAACAUAGCAGGUGUGGAGACACCUGGGCGGUAUAAACCUGCCAGUCCCACCAAGCCAGGAGUGCCACACACCUGCCUAUGCCAUCAAGUCAGGAGUGCAACACCUGCCAGUGCCAUCAAGCCAGGAGUGCAACACCUGCCAGUGCCAUCAAGCCAGGAGUGCCACACACCUGCCAGUGCCAUCAAGCCAGGAGUGCCACACCUGCCAGUGCCAUCAAGCCAGGAGUGCAACACCUGCCAGUGUCAUCAAGCUAGGAGUGCCACACACCUGCCAGUGCCACACCUGCCAGUACCAUCAAGCCAGGAGUGCCACACCUGCCAGUACCAUCAAGCCAGGAGUGCCACACCUGCCAGUGCCACACCUGCCAGUACCAUCAAGCCAGGAGUGCCACACACCUGCCAGUGCCAUCAAACAAUGAGUACCACACCUGCCAGUGCCAUCAAGCCAGGAGUGCCACACACCUGCCAGUGCCAUCAAACAAUGAGUACCACACCUGCCAGUGCCAUCAAGCCAGGAGUGCCACACACCUGCCAGUGCCAUCAAGCCAGGAGUGCCACACCUGCCAGUGCCAUCAAGCCAGGAGUGCCACAGCAGAGCGCUUGA